Siniperca chuatsi (mandarin fish) is the source of this 1803-nucleotide messenger RNA. It is a transcript of the gene epsti1, whose product is annotated as epithelial stromal interaction 1. The record is from RefSeq and is a predicted model, not a curated record. Lineage: Eukaryota; Metazoa; Chordata; Actinopteri; Centrarchiformes; Sinipercidae. The transcript is spliced from 10 exons. The coding region runs from base 138 to 1229 and encodes 363 amino acids.
AGAGUAAUUAUAUUGUUGCUCCUGAUACAUGAGUCAUACCAUGUGAAAGAAAACGGAUCUGAGAAUAGGACAGCAGGAGUGUACAGCCCAACGCGUUUCAGUCAGACAUCAUAUCUGAACCUGUCAGUACCUGAGUAAUGGAUCCUUAUCAGAACCAGAGAAACUCAAGAAACCACCUGGCCCCCCUAAACGACAGCAACACAUCAGGUGUUUCUGGAAAUGAUCACACACCUUACACUCCCGACAGAGAUGCAACUGACAGCGGACAUCCACAAGCGGCGGCCAGGCAGCCUCAGCACUCAGGUGGAUUCACCAUGAUCCCACCAAAUGAAUCUCGGCGAAGCAAGAUAAAAUUGAUGGCUCAGAAAGAAGAGGAGGAUCUUCAGAAGUGGAAAGAGGCAAACAGAGCCCCCCCCUUGCAGCUGAAUCCAGAGAAGCUCGGUGGCCAUGUAACAUUGGCUGGAGCCAGGGAGAAGCAGCUUACAGACUUACGUUGCUCCAAACUGCAGAAGAAGCUGAGAAAGGAAGAGUUGGACAAGAGGAGGAGACAAGAAGAGGAGGAGGAGUUACAGAAGAUGAAAGCCAUCCAGAGGGAGAAGGCUGAGCACCUGGAGGAGAGGAGAAAACAGGAGGAGCAGAGGAGGAGGGAGCAGCUCAGGCAGGAUCACUCCAGGUCAGCCCUGGAUCAGGUUCACUUGGGUCUCAUCACUGUCACCGUGCGGACGACUGAGAGUUUUCUGCAGAGGUUUGAGAGGAGAGCCCCAGGUCCCCUGGCAACCAGCAGUGCCACACACACGUCAUCUAGGAGUGAGGUGGUGGAGACUAAGCAGAGAGAGGAGUCGAAAAGUGUGAGAGAAGUACAGCUGGAACACAAGAGGGUGAACUCAGCUUUUCUGGACAAACUCGAGGGUCACGAGAGCGAGAGAGAGACCAAGGGGGAAAGCGUUCGGGAGGCAGAGUAUCCCUUUUUGGCCUCUGAAGACUUUAGACACCAGCCGUCCAGCACCCCUGGACAACAACUUCCCCUCGCUCACAUGAACCUAGAUCCAGAACAGAGCUGCUCCGACUGGACACAGGAAGCUGACCCGGAGCCUGACUAUGACUGGGCCUUGAUGAAACUGAUGAACAGCUUUCCAGACUGCUGCAGAGUCUUCCUAGAGGACAUCCUCGACCAGUGCGACGGAGAUUACGAGCAGGCCUACACACUACUCAUCUCCACGCUCAGUUGAAUUUUAUGUGUCUUUAAUGGGAGAACUGUCUUGCUUUAAUAUUGUGUUUGACCCUUUAGGUCCGAAUAAGAAUAGCUAGAAGUCAGUUACGUACCUUGGUGGUGGAUGAAUAUAAAUAUCUGUGCUGACUGCACUGCACAACUGCAUUAGAUAUAUACGUACAGAACAGUAUGUGCUCCUUGGAAUCUGUUUUUGAUUAUGCCAUUAAUCAUUGAGUAUAUCUGUCUGCAUGCACUUGUGAGUCAUGUCGGCUUUUUGCCCUGACAUGGAGUUGAAUUGAUGUUCGUUUUAGUUGAAGGUCAUCGCCGUGACUCAUAAUCUUCAGAUCAUAUUUGGGGAUCGUAAUUAAAUCAGUGUGUGCAGUUGGAAGAAAGCUCUAUCCAAAUACAUGAUGCUUUUUGUUUGUUUUAUAAUGAAAGUCGCAUGUGAUGUAUCUAUAGCAGGAUUCUUCAGGACAACAAAGGAUGGAAAUCCAAAUAGGAUUUUCUGUAGAAAGGCCUUUUAUGAUUGGUUUCAGUUCAAAGUCACAGUCAGCUUUAGAGGGAUUCAAUAAAACGCAUUUUUGUUAACUGUC